AUGAGCUUCGCCGCUGCCUCCCUGCUAGGGGCCCUGCUGCUGGUCAGCGAACUCUGCCCUGUCCGUGGGAUCCUGGAGACCAACGGGUUGAAGCUCCAGUGCACCUGUUUGAGAAGGAUAAAUAAAUUCAUCUCUCCGACCAAGUACCAGAAACUGGAGGUCUCCCUUCCCAGCAGCAGCUGUCGGACCCUGGAGCAUCACUCUCAAGGAAGGGAAUAUAGUGUGUGUGAAUGCCCACCACCCAUGGGUGAAGAAAAUCCUCCAAUCCCUCACCAAGGGGAAGAGCCUCUCACUGCCUUUCAACGAUCUGGGGCAGGUCGCGGAGUCCCCCAGAGCCCCGAGGAGGCAGGUGCCACACCCCAGCCCCCAGGCCUCGGCCUUCAUCCCGGCUUGAGGCCCAGAACUCCUGCUCUCGAGGGCCAGGAAAGGCCAGGGAAGACACCGGCCCUCUGGAAACUCAGCUUGCUGCAACUCCCGCCGGGUCUGCUUUUCUAUGGCUCUGCCCCCGUUACCGAGCAAGGGCCAGAUUGGACACAGGGCACGUCAGGGGUGGCUAAGGGUGGCAGCAAGAAAGUCCCCAACCCACACAUGAAGACAAACAGGAAGGGCCAGUUCAAUCGAAUGCUGUUUUUAGCAACGGAGAGCGAUGACAAACUCAACAUCUGA
This is a messenger RNA of Tachyglossus aculeatus (Australian echidna), 666 nucleotides long. RefSeq lists its product as uncharacterized. The record is from RefSeq and is a predicted model, not a curated record. The transcript has 5 exons. NCBI's taxonomy places the organism in Eukaryota, Metazoa, Chordata, Mammalia, Monotremata, Tachyglossidae. The coding region runs from base 1 to 666 and encodes 221 amino acids.